Arabidopsis lyrata subsp. lyrata is the source of this 2504-nucleotide messenger RNA. Its product is annotated as cellulose synthase-like protein G2. Gene Ontology annotation, biological process: cellulose biosynthetic process; plant-type primary cell wall biogenesis. Gene Ontology annotation, cellular component: plasma membrane; trans-Golgi network. Lineage: Eukaryota; Viridiplantae; Streptophyta; Magnoliopsida; Brassicales; Brassicaceae. Gene Ontology annotation, molecular function: mannan synthase activity; cellulose synthase (UDP-forming) activity. The record is from RefSeq and is a predicted model, not a curated record. The coding region runs from base 134 to 2305 and encodes 723 amino acids. The transcript is spliced from 5 exons.
UACUAUCUAUAGUGUGUGUGUGUAUAUAUCAUCAGAGAAAUAAUCAAUCCAAAGAAACUGGCCUAUAUAUAAGUCCUAUUUAUAUAUUUGUGGUCAUUAUUUUCUCGAAAAACCAGUUGCCUUCCUUAAAAAGAUGGAACCUCGGAGAAAAUACUCGACGGCCCUCCACACGUGUCAUCCCUGCCGGCGCGCCAUUCCAUACAGAAUCUACGCCGUAAUCCACACGUGUGGCAUCAUAGCCCUCAUGUAUCACCAUGUACUCUCAAUUCUCACAGCAAACAACACUCUUAUAACAUGUCUUCUUCUCCUCUCCGAUAUUGUUCUCGCCUUCAUGUGGGUAACCACAACUUCCCUCCGGUUAAACCCGGUUCACCGGACGGAGUACCCUGAGAAAUAUGCAGCUAAACCGGAGGAUUUUCCGAAGCUGGACGUGUUUAUAUGCACGGCUGAUCCGUACAAGGAGCCUCCGAUGAUGGUGGUUAACACCGCCUUAUCUGUGAUGGCCUAUGAAUAUGCGUCCGAUAAGAUCUCAGUCUAUGUAUCGGACGAUGGAGGAUCUUCAUUGACUUUGUUUGCUCUUAUGGAGGCUGCCAAGUUCUCUAAGCGUUGGUUGCCCUUUUGCAAGAAUAACAAUGUUCAAGAUCGGUCCCCUGAAGUUUAUUUCUCAUCUGAGUCACAGUCUCAGAGUGAGGAAGCUGAAAACCUUAAGCUGAUGUACGAAGACAUGAAGAGUAGAGUAGAAAAUGUGGCCGAGAGUGGAAAAGUUGAGACUGCAUUUAUCACAUGCGAUCAAUUUCGUGGGGUUUUCGAUUUGUGGACAGAUAAAUUCACUCGUCAUGACCAUCCCACAAUUAUUCAGGUGCUACAACACAACGAAACAGAUGAGAUGAUGCCAAACCUAAUCUAUGUUUCAAGAGAGAAGAGUAAAGUUUCACCACAUCAUUAUAAAGCCGGUGCUCUUAAUACUUUGUUACGAGUAUCUGCCGUGAUGACAAACUCACCAAUCAUUCUAACACUAGAUUGUGACAUGUACUCAAACAAUCCUACAACACCACUUCAUGCUCUAUGCUAUUUGUCAGAUCCUAAAAUCAAUUUUGGUUUAGGAUUUGUGCAAUUUCCUCAAAAAUUUCAAGGAAUAAACAAAAAUGAUAUUUAUGCAUCGGAGCUCAAACGCCCAUUUGACAUCAACACGAUUGGGUUUGAUGGACUUACGGGCCCAGUUCAUAUGGGAACUGGGUGUUUCUUCAAUCGACGGGCAUUUUAUGGGCCUCCCGCUAGUUUGAUUUUGCCUGAGAUAGAAAAACUUGGACCAAAUCGGAUUGUCGAUAUGUCCAUUAAGAACCAAGAUAUUUUGGCGUUGGCACACGAUGUAGCAGGAUGUAACUACGAGCGCAACACCAAUUGGGGAUCCAAGAUAGGGUUCAGGUACGGCUCAUUAGUAGAAGACUACUACACAGGAUUUAUGCUCCAUUGUGAAGGAUGGAGAUCAGUAUUUUGCAGCCCUAAAAAGGCUGCAUUUUAUGGAGAGUCCCCAAAAUGCCUAACUGAUAUAAUAGGCCAACAAAUCCGAUGGUCCGUUGGACUUCUUGAAGUAACUUUUUCAAGGUACAACCCAAUUACCUAUGGAUUGAAGUCACUGAGCCUAUUAAUGAGCUUAGGCUAUUGCCACUAUGCAUUUUGGCCGUUUUGGUCAAUUCCUCUCGUCGUCUAUGGACUUUUACCCCAAGUUGCCCUCAUACAUGGAUUUAGCGUCUUCCCCAAGGCAUCGGAUCCGUGGUUUUGGCUUUACAUCAGCUUGUUUCUCGGUGGAUACGGGCAAGAUCUAUCAGACUUUUUAUUAGAAGGAGGAACUUAUCGGAAAUGGUGGAACGAUCAAAGGAUGUGGAUGGUAAGAGGACUUUCUUCUUUCUUCUUUGGUUUUACAGAGUUCACUCUCAAAACCCUAAACCUCUCGACUCAAGGAUUCAACGUCACCAGUAAAGCCAACGACGAUAAUGAACAAAUGAAGCGGUACGAGCAAGAGAUCUUUGAUUUCGGGCCCUCUUCGUCCAUGUUCUUGCCCAUGACUACGGUCGCCAUAGUGAAUCUACUUGCUUUUGUAUGGGGAAUUUAUGUUAUUUUCACUUGGGGAGAAGGACCCGUCCUUGAACUGAUGCUGGCGAGUUUCGUGGUGGUAAAUUGCUUACCGAUCUAUGAAGCCAUGGUGUUGAGGAUCGAUGACGGAAAAUUAACAUCAAGGAUUUGUUUCUUAGCUGGGCUCCUCACUUUUGUUCUUACAGGGUCAUGCUACUUCCUCCUCAAGUAACUUCACCAUUAGGUCAUUAUCAAAAAACUAAAACGCUUCACCAUUAGCCAUUAGGGUUAAUUUUCAACAAUAAUGCUAUGAAUGCAUCUUGCUUAAACUGAAGCAAGAGAGAGCAAUGUGAUGAAUUCUUCUUAAUAUUUAGUUUUUGUCUACAAUUAGCGCACCACUACCAUAUUUGAAUCUAGGUUAUGAUUGGUCA